Messenger RNA from Drosophila ficusphila, 800 nucleotides. RefSeq lists its product as uncharacterized. Gene Ontology annotation, biological process: regulation of transcription by RNA polymerase II. The record is from RefSeq and is a predicted model, not a curated record. The coding region runs from base 132 to 800 and encodes 222 amino acids. The transcript has 2 exons. Gene Ontology annotation, cellular component: transcription regulator complex; nucleus. NCBI's taxonomy places the organism in Eukaryota, Metazoa, Arthropoda, Insecta, Diptera, Drosophilidae.
UACUGUACUUUAUAAAGUAAACAAACAUGGCUCGAAACAAGGGAUCAAUAUUAUUAGGCUGAAAGUAAACAACUCUAAACGUAUUGGCCACUUACAUUUAAUAAUUGAUUAACUAUAAUUAGCUAUAAACAAUGCGAACCAGUUACAAGAAAAACAGACCCUUUGAUUUUAAGCUGAUCGAUCUAGUGGAACCCAAUCCUGUUCUUUAUAAAAGAUCUGGGCUUUCAAAUUACGAUGCGAUGAAGGCAAAAACGGAUAUUUGGGCCAGGAUUGCCGAGUUGAUGGGUUGUGAUGUGGACUUCUGUCUGAUGCGUUGGAAUAAUUUGCACUACCAGUUCCGAAAGGAGUUCCGACGGGCAGACACCAGUGGUUCCACUUGGCCGUACCUGGAACGCCUUCGGUUCCUUGCCGAUAGUCAACCACAAAUUAAAGCGAAAACUAAGUCCAAAAUAAAGGACUCCCCAAACAAACAGAAUGGCUCCGUACAGGAGGAAACCCCUGUGCAGUUCCUUUGGGAGACCUACGAAGAUGGAGAGGUUACCCAGCAGCCCAGCACCUUCAUAAUCGAAGAGAUAAUCGAGGAGCCCAGCGAGCAGAUUAUCCAGGAGGAAAUCAUCUACGAGGAGCAGGAACCAGCACAGAUACUCUCGCCUAGGAGCAGCUUCCUUCAAAUGGACCAGGUCCUCGCGCAACUCAAGGAACCCCAACGAAAACGAGCAGAGCGAAGAAUAACAGCUUUCCUGCUCAAGUGCCAACUGCGUUCCUUAAGCAACCAGUCCGUGGAAGAUCUUGUCAUAUAG